AUGGCACCUAUAAUCACCUUUCGAAGUGGUACGCCGAAGAAACUCCCUGUCGGAGGAUCAAGCAAUUUCUUCGUGGUUUGUCAUGGGGCCGAGACCAUAUGCUGGAGAAUAAAUGAUUCCGUAAUCGACGACGAUAAUCCGAGGAUUCGCAAGCGUUCUCUCAAUGGAGGCGUACACAUGCUCAAAAUCAUAACGAUAGUGCCGGAAGAUGCUGGAAUCAUUCGCUGCUCUGUUCAAGAUGAGCAAGGAGAACAGACUCAUAUCGAGUUCGAGAUGACCGUUUGUGGCCUGGAAGGAGACCAGUGCUGCUCCCUGAUCAGAGGUAUGCCCGGCCAUCUGGAUCUCGUGUUCGGCAGCAAUGCCAUGCUGCGAACUCGUUUCCUUGCGAAUCCGGAGCCCACUAUCACCUGGUUGAACAAUGGUCUCGUGAUAGCGAGCGACGAAAGUCUGGAGAUCAGGAGGCCCCACCACGACACAACAGAACUACACAUGAGAUCUGCGACGAUCACCGGUGAGAUCCUGGUCAUCCUCGAAAACCUUGUGGGGACCGACUUCCGACUCAUAGAAGUCACUGUGAGAGGUCCGAGAGAACCUGUUUGCAUCCGCGAUAUUUCCAGAUAUACCGAACAAUUCAUCGUUGAGGAACAGCUUGGAGCGGGCCGCUUCGGUACCGUUUAUCGGUGCAUCGAUAAAGCGACACAGCUUGAAGCAGCGUCUAAAGUGAUCAAAUACUUGACGAAGAAAGAUGCUGAAGACGCUCGCCGAGAAAUCGACGUUCUCAACCGGGUCAAAAUUCAUCCUAAUCUGAUAAAUAUCCUCGCCGCGUAUCAAGGACCCAAGGAAUUCGUCAUUAUCACCGAUUAUGUAUCCGGCGGGGAAUUGUUCGAUCGAAUCGUCGCCGACGACUUCACGCUCACCGAGAAGGACUGCAUAGACUUCAUGAAACAAAUCUUGGGCGCCUUGAGUUUCAUCCAUUCUAAGGACAUAGUGCAUCUCGACUUGAAGCCGGAGAACAUUCUAUGUACAGACGCUACCGGAACGAAUAUAAAAAUAAUCGAUUUUGGUUUGGCGCAAUUUUAUGACGAAUCCACUCAGCUGCGGGUGGCUCAUGGCACGCCUGAGUUCGUUUCCCCGGAGGUAUUAAACUUCGAAUGCAUAUCGCCGAAGAGUGAUAUGUGGAGCAUAGGAGUGAUCACCUACGUCUUGUUAUCCGGACUUUCGCCUUUUAUGGGGGAUACGGACAUGGAAACUCUCCGAAAUAUAUCCAGCGUGGACUAUGAGUUCGACGAGGAAGCUUUCGAGAAUCGAUCACCUGAAUCUAUAAAGUUCAUCGAGAAACUGCUGGUGAAGGAUCUCGACUCUCGACCAACCUGCGAGGAAUGCUUGGCAGACCCAUGGCUCUCCGAAGAAAACCCUUCGGACGCGAAGAUCAAUCUAGACAAGCUCAGAAGAUUUGUCGCACGCCGCAAGUGGAUAAUUGGAACGAGCGUGAUCGCAGCGCUCACCCGUCUCGGCCUGCUCCAUAGAAAUCCUCAAGUUCCCGCUCCGGACGAAGACACCUGA
Galendromus occidentalis (western predatory mite) is the source of this 1563-nucleotide messenger RNA. RefSeq names its product myosin light chain kinase, smooth muscle-like. NCBI's taxonomy places the organism in Eukaryota, Metazoa, Arthropoda, Arachnida, Mesostigmata, Phytoseiidae. The transcript has 10 exons. The coding region runs from base 1 to 1563 and encodes 520 amino acids. Gene Ontology annotation, molecular function: protein serine/threonine kinase activity; ATP binding. Gene Ontology annotation, biological process: protein phosphorylation; intracellular signal transduction; positive regulation of apoptotic process. Gene Ontology annotation, cellular component: nucleus. The record is from RefSeq and is a predicted model, not a curated record.